This is a messenger RNA of Dimorphilus gyrociliatus, 3954 nucleotides long. The record is from the annotation of a GenBank genome assembly. NCBI's taxonomy places the organism in Eukaryota, Metazoa, Annelida, Polychaeta, Dinophilidae.
CGGAACGCAAGUUUCAAAGUCAAACAAUACUGGUAGAGUGUGUGACCUUAAAACAUUCAAGGCCAUUGAAGAACGGUUUGUUUGAAAAUAUUAAAAAAAGCAACUUUAAUAUACUUGGUUGUAAAGAUCAUUUUCAAAAAGAUUAUCAACAGAGGAAAUUAAUCCAUAAUUUUUUAAGAAAAAUUAAAAUAUACAAUUCUUUAUUUAGUAAUAAGUACUGAAAUGGUAAUAUCGCCCAAAUUGUAUCAUGUUCAGAAAAUUCGGCAACUUUAAAGUCAUUAAUCGACUUCAUCAUGGGCUCUUCAUUAGCAGGAAUAUUACUAUUGAUAUUGGUUCAGACUUUUUCACCUCAUCUUAUCAACAUCUUGAUAAUUUAGUAACGUCAACAUCUAGGCCUCAACAUGUGGUAGAAGAUAUUAGCAGGCUCUGCAAUAAAAGAUAUGAAGAGUUAAACAAGCUUCCUCAUCUUCAUAAGAAUCCCUCUGUGGCUUAUAUUCAACUUCUAUUGAAUGAGCAACUUCCGACAGUAACCAAUGAUAUUCAGACAAAUGUAAACUUUAUUGAAGCUAAGAAUAUUAUAACUAAGAACAGUAGCAAUCUAUCUUCGACUGAGCUUGUAGAAGCUACUUAUAAUCUUCUUCUUCUCGGUGAAAACCCCAGUGAUGAGUUUAUGUCCAGAUUGAUGACCGACUGUGCUAUGAAAUCUUCAGAAUUUGAUAUAAAAGAGAUAUUAUUGUUUACCGAGCUAUUAAGAAGUGCUAACAAGUCUAUUCUCUGGUGGGGUAAACCCGUCUUGGAUCGUCUACUAUUACACGUCAGAGAUAAUAAUAGAAUAUGGAAAGAAGCUGAUGUAAGAUAUUUGUGUCGGUCGGUAAUUAAUUUAUAUACAAUAUUGUCCGACGAGGGCCUCUACGAAUUAAGUAAAAGAGUCUUUGAACUAUCCAAAAUUCCGGGAUUCCUUGAUGAUAUUGAAAAUGCAUCUUCUCUGAUAAGAACGACAAGCCAAUUUUCGUACAAAUUUAGGGAAAGUCAUUAUAGAACAGAAGUAAGAAAAUCUCUUCAAGACAUUAUUAAUCAAACGUAUCCACUUAUAUCUACCAUGAAAUCGGAUCAUAUAGCUGAAAUAUGUCAUAGUCUUAAAUCUUGUAUGUUCUAUCAAGCUCCUUUUUCUGACGAAGCUCAGAGGCGAGCUGUUGAACUUUUAAACAGAGAUCUACCUGUUAAAGAAAUAUCUAAUCUGUAUUUUGCUCUAAAUGCCCGAACUCCAUCUGACAUCGUUUACUUAUUCGAGCAAGCAAUUCUACCUCGCUUUAACGAUAUGGAUAUUGUUCUUUUAUCGAAUAUUGCCCUGUGCUUGAAUGAUAGUAAUUGUUCAAAUACUGAUGUUAUUUAUAAAUUUCAAGAGCAAGUUGCACGUCACGCUAACCUAUUGACGAAGUAUGUUUCUCGAUACGAGAAAGUCAUAAAAUUUAUUGUCAGACGUAAAUUUAUAGACGUUAAACAUCAAGAGAAGUUCACCGACGCUCUUAUGAACAAUCUAGAAAAGCAACAGUUUCUUGGUAACUGGAUUAUGCCAAAAAUAUGUUCCUACCUCAUCUCAGCUUGUACAACACAAUUAUCCGACAACCUUUACGACAAGUUAUUGAAUGCUAUGCAUAGGUGGUCUUUCUCUGGGUUAUAUAAGCUUGCGUCCGGCCUCAAUAUGAUUGACAGACAACAUAACCAGGUGCUUCAGCGUCAGAUAUCUAAUAUUAAGCGUCAUUUACAUUCAACUAUUGCUCAGAAGAUUGAUAAUGAGAAGAAUAUUAGCAUUGACUAUCUCUAUCAAUUAGCAACUGGACUGAUUGUUUUUAAUAAAAGUCGAGAUUCAGUUCUCACUGAAAAGGUGAUGGGUAAAUUUGUCGAAAGCACUAAAAACCUAGAUCCAAUUUCUGUCAAUAAAGUUGCUCGUACGUUUAGGGAUCUUCGCUAUCACCUUCCACCAGUCUACGACAAUCUUAUUGACUAUACAAUUAAUUGUAAUAAUCAAGAACUUAAUCUUACAUCCGUUAUGAACGUCUUAAGAAGUUGUGCUCUCGUCAACUACAAACCUAAGAACUUCAACGCUUUUCUUGAUAUCAUUUUUCAUUUUUACAAGGAGCUUAGGGAAAAUAAUUCAAUUUUAGCUCAAUUGAACUGCCUUCAGAAUUUGGCUCUUUUAGAAGUCUUCCCAAUUCAUAUUUUAUCCGAAAUGUUCACUUUGUCUAGCAUUAGCCUAAUUGAUGAAUUUAUGGAUAAAAACCCACAAUCCAGAUCGGAGAUAUUGCGAUUGCUCUUUUGCUUAAAUAGAGCUAUUAUUUUGGAAUGUCCUAGUUUAAAUAUUCCUUGGUUCAUGGAAUACUAUUCUAAAGAGUUUCGUUCACGCCCAUCCCGUCUGUCUCCGUUUAAUGAACGAUUCCUGAGAGAGGUGAAUAAUGCACUUGUGGAUUUACUGAAUGGAAAAGAGUAUUUCAGAUCUUCAGUGGAUAGCCCAUAUUAUCAUCAAAUAAGUUAUGAGUGCAUUUUGGACGAUAAAAAAAGACCAGUAGAGGUGUCAGGAGCAGAUAUUCCUGUGAGAGAAGAUUGGGAUAGAUUAGCAAUUUUGACUCUAUUUGAAAACAACUAUUGCUACGAUUCUCAUCGUUUGACUGGAAAUUUCUCUGUUCGAAACAAACAUUUAAAUAUAUUAGGAUAUCGAGUAAUUGAAGUUCCAUAUUUCGAGUGGUUUUCUAUGGGUUUAAGUGAUUGGAAGUCAAAAGUGCAUUAUUUAAGAAAAAAAUUGUUUUUUGAAUAGUUUUUUGUUAAAUAUAAAAUUGAAAAUAUGAAUUUAUAUCUCUAUUUUUCGAAGUCCGUGUAUAUUUUUUGUAUAGAAAAUCAUUAGUCUUUAAGUGGAACAAUUCCAUCAAGGCAUCAUCGAGGUAAGUUGUUUGUUGUUUUUGAGUUGUUACCUCGCGUGUCAGCCAAAACGUAUAUAAAGGGUGCCGUUUUCAGUCACAGUUAGGAGACCAAAUUGGUUGGUCUCUUCACUCUUUGGUUAUCAGCUCUAGUAAGUUGAAAUUUCUUUUUUCGAGUAUUUCUGGUUACAUAACUUUCGUUUUUUACAGAAAAAGUAGACAACUAGAGUAUUAUAGUACUUGAAACUCUGAAGAGGGCCCAAUGCCUGCUGUUGUCUUUAACGCUUCAUUUAGUUGGGCAAAUUCUGGUCAUUGGUACUCCCCAGCUGUUGGAAACUCCCAAUGACUUGAACUGACGAACAUAUUCUCUUGUGUUCACUCCUGUAUUCGCGCUAUUAUUGGCGACGAUAUGUUGUGGAUUCAACAAUUGUCGAGUAAUAGAGAGUACAAUUAGUGCCUACUAAAAAUGAAGGGUGCAUCUUCUUUUUUUUUACUGCAAGUGUCGAAAUUGAACCUACUCCUCUCCUUGACCAACCUCAACCUUCAUUUUUCUCCAAUGUGUCACGUUAAAUCACAAUGUGUUUGGUAUUAACAAUCGUGGUAGUGUGGUACAAUUGGUAGCUACGGGAACUGGAGAAUACAUCUUCUUUUUUUACACGCAAACGUCUAAACAAAGACAAUCACUUUUUUGUCUAAAUACCGAAAGCACUUUUUCAAGUUCGGCUGCAAGUUCUCGUCAUCAGUACCGCCUUCGUAUUAACUGCGAUAAAGUACUUGGAUAAGUAUUUGUCCAGUAAUAUGAGGGAAACUGAUGCCUGAUUGAGCUUUAGAAUAUAUCGGUUUUGAUUCUCAUACUUGAUAUUUAUUUGAUAUUUUGUCUAUUUGUAAUUGCAAAAUUUCACUUGUAUAAUUGUAACUGAAGGAAAGAAGAAAAUUUUAGAGCUGUUUUAACAGAAUAAAUUGAAAAAUUUACCAAUAGAAUUUUGAUCUUAUUCUCAUUAUUUCUAAUUAGCUUUCAAAAUUGUUCUUUAAACAAUCGGGA